This is a messenger RNA of Chenopodium quinoa (quinoa), 2702 nucleotides long. RefSeq lists its product as uncharacterized. Bases 476 to 2344 code for a protein of 622 amino acids. The record is from RefSeq and is a predicted model, not a curated record. Lineage: Eukaryota; Viridiplantae; Streptophyta; Magnoliopsida; Caryophyllales; Amaranthaceae. The transcript has 12 exons.
AUUUUAAAAAAAGCCUCCUCAAACUUGAGCUGAUACAUCACCUGAGCUAGUCAAGCUCUCCUUUGAAUUCCUUUUGACACUCACUUUCUCUCUCCUCUCAGUUCUUGUACUUUUAUUCCAAUUUCUCGACCAAUUUCUCGCAAUUUUAUUCAAUCAGUUUCAAGCUAAAGUUGCUAAAAAAGGGGAUUUAUUGCAUCAAUCAACGAAUUUGACAGGGGAAUUCAGCUCAGUGGGGAUUAUGAUAAUGCUUAUAGAUGUGUUGCAUCGUUUCGAGUUCGAUGUUUCGGUUCUUAGUUUUCUUCAUCUCGAACAAAUGAUAAAGGGAGGUAUACAAAAGAUUCAGUUUACAUUCAAUUGCGCGCACCUCUCAAAGAUGUAAAGAGGCAUAUUAGGAAUCACUUAAUGACAAUGCUUCACGAGUAAGCAAAUAAGAAGAAUGGCGAGGCUUACAAUUUGAUGCCUUCGUUUGAAACAUAUGGGAGACCAGAAAGAGGAGGAUUUGUAUCGUAACUUCUCAAGAAAGGAUCUCCAAGGCUUGUGCAAGAAAUAUGGUCUACCUGCUAAUAAGUCAAACUCUGAAAUGGCAACAUCCUUGAUUCUUUACUUGGAGAAGAAGAACCUAAGCACGAGAGCCAUAUGGGAGGGUACUAGAAGUGAUCUCUUUGCUUCAGGAACAACAGAGUUGCAAACUGUUGCAAGGAUGAAUUCAACAGAUAAACAGAGAAAAGAUCGUGGACGCAUCGCAUCCCAUAAUAGCUUUCGCAACAACCAGUGCCUUAAUCAGCGAGAUGCAGAUCCAGAUAAUUUGCAGAAUUCCAAAGAGUCUGCUACUUCUGAUAAGGCAUCUGUUGAUGUGGGUAAUUUAACGCAACUCCAUAGAGAAAGUAACAAUGGGGCAGGUGUUGCAGAGAAUACCUUCUCCUCUGUUGUUAGUUCCUCUGCAGUAGCACCUUCCCCUGAAUUUACAUUUGAAGUCCGUUGUGAGGAUGGGAUUCAACUUUAUGUUGAUCUGAAUUCAAGCCCAUCAGACUGGAUUGAGAGUCUAACAUCUGGAGUUCAUAUAAAUCCUGAUGUGUACAAGCCCAAGUCCCAAAGUUUUCAUGAAGAUAUAGGAAUGUUACAUUGUCCUAAGCAAAAAAAUGGAUCUGAUGCUAUAGAUCCAUGUAAGGAGACUGAUAAUCGCCAACUACAAGAUCGGUCUUAUCCAACCUCAAUAUUGACUGAUAAUCUGACACAAACUGUUGAGCCUGAUGAUGGAGAAGGGUCUAUGUCUUCACCUGGAUUGAAAUGCUUAAGCAAUGCUGCUCAUAACUUGGGGAAUUUACAAGAAGAACAAGCACAUUUAUCAUCCAGACUUGAACCUGGUACUGAGUGGCAACUUCCUGGUGCAAAAUAUUGCAGAAGAGAGGAAAUAUUGACUAAUAAGUCAGACAUUAAUGCAGCUGUCCGAACUAGAACGCGCUUUAAUUUUACUGGAAAUUCUGUGCCAUCUGAUCCUAAGUUUUCAGAGAUGCCACACCAGGGUGCAGAUACUGGUAAUGGUGCUCAUAAAAAGCAAUCCUUGCAGCAAAUUAAUAAUUGUUCUCUGGACCCUGUUCAGAAAUCUACUCGUUCUACUAUGUGUCAAGAUAUUGAAUAUUCUCCUUCUGAAAUUGGUAGACAUGUAAACACAGUUGACCAGAUAAAGAAUACUGAACAGACUGAAUUAGUUAAAACUAUUCAGACUCCCAGCAGGGAUGGGCUGCAGAUGUGUCCUGCUCAAGAAGUUGGUCAAAGAACAAAUGUGUCUCCUAUGUUAAAGUUUCCAUUUAAUCUUGCUGAUAGGAGUAAAGCGGAGCAAAUCAACAGAACCUUAUUUGAGAAACUUGAUAGGCAAAUAAGAGAAGCUCAAUUACAUUUAGCAGGAAAUGCUGGAUCUCUUAGGACAGUGGAGGCUAGUAAUGAAGCUAAUAAGCUUCAGAAAAAAGAUGAUGGGUCCUUUGAGGUGGCUGUUUCAAAUAAAAAGGAGUUAGAUCUUCGCAUAUCAACUAAAUCUAAUGAGCUUCAAGAGGACAUUUGCAGAAGCCCAUCAACAGCCAAUGUGGGAAAUCUGGGUAAGAGCGACGCUGGAAAUGGAAGGGAGGGAUCAAAAUGCUUGAAUUCUAAUAACCUAAUGGAGAAGCCCCGGAAAAAGUCUUCGGAUUCAGAAUCUACUGGGGAGCACAAGAAGAGAAGAAAUUUAAACAGCGUUGAGCAUCCGAGUAAACUUGCAAAUGCUGAGGCAAAGAAUUUGAGGUCUUCAAAGCAGCUUGAUGGAAAUGUUAAUUCAAAGCGUAGAAGAUCAUCACGGCUUUUUACUAAGUGAGCUGCUGAGACACAAUUGAAGUUGUCAUGGUACUUGUUGAAAGCUGAGAAGGAAUUUAUGGUUUGCUUAUAUGUUGGAGAUGUUGGAGAACAUACAGAUACAAAGAAAGAAUAAUGGUGCUAUACCCUAUACAAUUUUUAAUUAUUUCUAUGACAUUUGUUAUAAUUAAUCUUGCCUUUGGUGUCUACAUGACAUGAGGCCAUUGUUCUUUUACUUUUUUUUUUUUUUUUUUAAAAAUACAUUUAUAAUUUUGGUCUCUGUUUUGAGGCUUGUAUAUUAGGCUAUAUUAUUACUCAGGACACAUCUAUGUUAUACUUUACUUGUUAUAUUUGUUUAUCUACUAGUUAUCUUUGUUCAA